Molecule: messenger RNA, 1546 nt
Organism: Ricinus communis (castor bean)
Lineage: Eukaryota; Viridiplantae; Streptophyta; Magnoliopsida; Malpighiales; Euphorbiaceae
Exons: 7
Coding region: 218-1153 (311 amino acids)
Molecular function (GO): 3'-5'-RNA exonuclease activity
Source: RefSeq, a predicted model, not a curated record
CCCUUGUGGACUUAGUUGUAAUUUUCCAUAAAACUUGCACCUCUAAGUUCCAAGUUGACAAGAAUGGAAUAUUUACCCAAAACUUAUUAUUGUUAGCUGAGUUCUGUUGUUUCUUGAAAUAUUUCAUCUGAUCGAAUAAUAGUGAUAAAUCAUGUGUUUUGAGAAAAGGAAAAGAAGAAAAGAAGCAGAGUGAGUGAUUUAGUGUGCGUGGAAAACAAUGAGUGUUUCUUUGACUGUUAUGACCUUUAAUCUUUAUGAUGAUCAGCCUCAAGAUAGCCCAAAUUCCUGGGAAACGAGAAGAGAUUUGUGUAUAAGUGUUAUCACCAGUUACUCCCCUAUGAUUCUUUGUACUCAACAAGGUGUAAAAUCACAGCUAGAUUAUCUUCAGCAGGGCUUGCCAGGUUAUGAUCAAUUUGGAAUAUCAAGGAAGGGAUCUCAAGACACUUCAGAUGAGCACUGCACCAUUUUCUAUGAGAAGGAGAAGGUAGAGCUGCUAGAAGGUGGGACAUUUUGGUUAUCAGACGCACCUUCUGUUCCAGGUAGCAUGUCAUGGGGUGCUGCAGUUCCAUGUAUUGCAACAUGGGCGACAUUCCAAUUGAAAGGAGUUGAGCCGCCAGGCUUUUCAUUUCAGAUAGUAAAUACAAAUAUGGAUGAAUUUAGUCCUCGUGCCCGUAGACGAAGUGCUUUACUCACUUGGCAACACAUUGCAUCCUUACCUCCAAGCUUGCCAGUUGUGUACUGUGGAGGAUUUAACACACAGAAGGAAUCAACUACAGGACGUUUUCUUCUCGGGAGAUCGAGAGAACAUGGUGCAGUGGGAGAUAUGCGAGAUGUGUGGCCCAAUGCUCGAGUUAGGAAAAAUGGUUCCCUUAUUCGCACUUAUCAUGGUUUCAAAGGUGACAAGCAAGGAGCUCUUGAAUUCCUCAAGUUGAUACUGAGAGCACUCUGCCUCUGCUGGGACCGCCAAACUCAGGAUCUACAUGUGGAUUGGAUUCUUUUUAGAGGUAGAUCUCUGAUUCCUUCCUUGUGUGAAGUGGUGAAUGACAAUAUCGACGGGUACUAUCCUUCCUCGCAUUAUCCAAUAUUUGCUGAGUUUGUGCUUCCUCGUUCUGUGAGACCACUUGAACCACCUCCUACGCAAGAAGAUAACUGAAUUUGCCAAUUGAUUUGAAGUCCUCUCACAUUUUCUUCCUUGAUGUUCUCUAUCAUUCCAAAAGCUUCAUUAUUCAUUUGAUUGUUAUGAGCAUUUAGGCAGCUGUUUUGAGCAUAAUAUUUGGUCUGGUUACACAACGGUCUUCAAGUGGAUGUAUUCUUCUUUUUUUCUGCUUGUAUCUAAAGCUCCAUCACUUCCCUUCAAGAAAUAUGCUGGGGGAAGGCAAAGUCUCCAUGAAGUUUUACUGCGUGAGCAUACUUUAUGAAUGCUCUUCCAAAUUAAGUUAGUGCUUUUCCCUUCAUGAGCAUUUCAUGGAGGAGUAAACAAGUUUUUCAAGAUUACCAAAUUCUGAGAUGCAUCAAAUCUCAAUGUCAGAUCAUUUUUUCUCAUGUA